UAGAACAACCACCUUAUAUUCAUAUAGAUAGAGAUAUUUGCGAUCGAGAGAGGAAACAAGAAGAAUUUGUAGAGAGAGAAAACAAGAAGAAAGAGAAAAGAUGUACGGGUUCACGAGCGUGAGCUCGAAGGGGGACAUAGAGGAGGGGACUCUGUACCCAGGUCUUGGCUAUGGCGAGAACCAGUUGCGAUGGGGUUUCAUACGCAAGGUCUACGGCAUUCUCUCCGCCCAGAUCCUCCUCACCACCGUCGUCUCCUCCGUCACCGUUCUCUACUCUCCCGUCAAUGAACUCCUCAGAGGAAACCCUGGCCUUUUGCUUUUCUUCAUGUUCUUACCCUUCAUCCUGUUGUGGCCCAUGUAUGUGUAUCAGCAAAAACAUCCACUGAACUUGAUUUUCCUUGGACUCUUUACUGUGUGUCUGAGUCUCACCGUUGGCGUAAGCUGUGCUAAUACAGAUGGAAAAAUUGUGCUUGAAGCCUUGAUUUUAACAUCAGCAGUGGCUUCAUCCCUUACCGCCUACACUUUCUGGGCUUCUAAAAGGGGCAAGGACUUCAGCUAUCUUGGACCAAUUCUGUUCACCAGCCUUAUUGUCCUCCUCUUAACCGGUUUUAUACAGAUGUUCUUCCCGCUUGGGUCUACCUCUGUUGCUAUAUAUGGUGGACUCAGUGCUAUAGUUUUCUCAGCGUACAUCGUUUAUGACACGGAUAACCUGAUCAAGCGAUUCACAUAUGACGAGUACAUUUGGGCAUCAGUCACUCUCUAUCUGGAUCUUCUGAACCUGUUCCUUUCCAUUCUGCGAGUGCUCAGGCAGUCAGACAGUUAGUUCUAUGGUGCACUCUACCUACCUGCGGUUUGCCUGAAACUAUCAUUCGGUUAAUAUGACGUUUUUCCAUAACUAAACACCUCUGUGGAUAUGAUAUGCAUCUCUCCCUUUGCACUCAUAUAUUACUGUUGAACAAUACGUUUGUGAUUUUAAGUCUUGCACAUCUAACACUUGAGUGGCUGUUUUUGCGGUUGCUUGCCUAUGUUAAUGUUGAAUGAAUUUUCUUUUUCA
Messenger RNA from Cornus florida, 1054 nucleotides. Its product is annotated as BI1-like protein. The transcript is spliced from 4 exons. Bases 101 to 823 code for a protein of 240 amino acids. Lineage: Eukaryota; Viridiplantae; Streptophyta; Magnoliopsida; Cornales; Cornaceae. Gene Ontology annotation, cellular component: membrane. The record is from RefSeq and is a predicted model, not a curated record.